AUGAAGGCAAGUGUGAUCUCUCCAGCGGCCUCAAUUUGGUGGAAACUCGGAGCACUCUCCGGUGCCACUGGUAUUCUUCUUGGGGCUUUUGGAGCUCAUGGACUUAAAAAACAUGUCAAGGAUCCACACAUGCUCAAGAACUGGGAAACUGCAGCGCACUAUCAGCUCAUUCACUCCGUAGUGCUUUUAGCCGCGCCAAUGUCUCGGCGACCAACACUUGCGGGAGGAUUCAUAGCCGGAGGUACGUUGCUCUUCUCAGGCUCGUUAUAUGUCAUGACGCUUACGGAACAGAAGAAACUCGGCAUGAUCACACCGAUUGGGGGCAUUGCGUUAAUUGCAGGGUGGUUGGCGCUAUUCAUAUAG
Molecule: messenger RNA, 363 nt
Organism: Plasmopara halstedii
Lineage: Eukaryota; Oomycota; Peronosporomycetes; Peronosporales; Peronosporaceae
Product: Predicted small membrane protein
Exons: 3
Coding region: 1-363 (120 amino acids)
Source: RefSeq, a predicted model, not a curated record